GCCGACGGCGCGGACCGCGACGCGCUCGCGCUCGCGCACGAUUGCGCCGUGCCGCUGCUCGCCGCGUUCGCGCUCGACGACGCGACCGCGCGGCCCUCGCGGCCGCUCGAGGCCCUCGUCCGCGACCUCGGCUUCGGCGCGCUCCGAGGCGCGCUCGCGCCGCCGCGGCUCGAGCUCGUGCGCGACUACGCGCUCGCGCGCGUCGCGGACGUCCGGAGGCGCCUCGCGGCCCUCCCGCCGGGCACGCCGGCGCGGUUCUCGACGGUGAUGCGGCGCGCGGCGGGCCGCUACGACGUCGCGCUGCCCCACGACGACGACGAAGUCCUGGCCCGCCUGCUGCCCGACUCCGCGGCGCCCUGGCUCGGCGCGGUCCGGGCGCUCCUCGGCGAUCGAGCGCGGCGGGUCAAGGCGGGCGUCGUCUUCUCGCUCCCCGGCGCCCCCGCGCAGCCGUGGCACGCGGACGGCCAACAUCCGCUCGCGGCCGACGGGACGUCGACGAGCUCGCCCAUCCCCCAGCACCGCGCGGCGGCGUAA
This is a messenger RNA of Aureococcus anophagefferens, 534 nucleotides long. RefSeq lists its product as hypothetical. The annotation marks the transcript as partial. Lineage: Eukaryota; Pelagophyceae; Pelagomonadales; Pelagomonadaceae. The transcript has a single exon. The record is from RefSeq and is a predicted model, not a curated record.